UUAUUAGUGGCCUUAUUUUAGUUCACACAUAUUCAUCAUUCUUCAGUACCUGUAAUAUUUGCAUUUCAUAAAUUUUUAAUCGGCUUUGAAGUGUGUCAUGGGACCAAUUGUAUACAUCAGCAGGACGGAAUCGUUUAGUGCUUGUCACAGACUUCACAGCAACCAGUUAACUGAUGAAGAGAAUGCCAAGGUGUUUGGUAAAUGCAACAACCCAAAUGGUCAUGGACACAACUACAAAGUUGAAGUGGUGCUACGUGGGCCAGUUGAUCCAGUGACAGGAAUGGUUUUCAAUCUUGUUGAUCUUAAGAAAUAUAUAGCUGAAGGUAUCAUGGAUCUAUUAGACCACAGACAUCUGGACAAAGAUGUCCCAUAUUUCAAGGAUGUUGUAAGUUCGGCUGAGAACAUCGCAGUCUUCAUCUGGGACCAGCUCAAGUCACGUCUCCCUGACAACUUACUAUAUGAAGUGAAAAUUCACGAAACCGACAAAAAUGUAGCAUUUUAUAGAGGAGAAACUAAAUGAAAGCUAUAACUUGAUGUAUAUAAAUGUAA
Haliotis rubra (blacklip abalone) is the source of this 549-nucleotide messenger RNA. Its product is annotated as 6-pyruvoyl tetrahydrobiopterin synthase-like. Bases 98 to 520 code for a protein of 140 amino acids. The record is from RefSeq and is a predicted model, not a curated record. NCBI's taxonomy places the organism in Eukaryota, Metazoa, Mollusca, Gastropoda, Lepetellida, Haliotidae. Gene Ontology annotation, biological process: tetrahydrobiopterin biosynthetic process. Gene Ontology annotation, molecular function: 6-pyruvoyltetrahydropterin synthase activity. The transcript has 6 exons. Gene Ontology annotation, cellular component: mitochondrion.